GAAACAGGAAGUCAGUCAGUUAAAGCUGGUGGCAGCAGCAGAGGCCACCAAGAGGAGGCAGACAGCAGGUUGCAGUGCAGGGGCCUCAGCUCCCCUCAGCGGCUUGUCGGUGCUGGGGUAGCUGCCAGCCCGGCUGGACGAGGCCAGCGUCCACCAUGGUCCCCUGCUGGAACCACGGCAACAUCACCCGCUCCAAGGCAGAGGAGCUGCUGUCCAGGACGGGCAAAGAUGGGAGCUUCCUCGUGCGAGCCAGCGAGUCCAUCUCCCGGGCCUACGCGCUCUGUGUGCUAUAUCGAAACUGCGUUUACACCUACAGAAUUCUGCCCAACGAAGAUGAUAAAUUCACUGUUCAGGCGUCAGAAGGCGUCCCCAUGAAGUUCUUCACCACGCUGGACCAGCUCAUUGAGUUUUACAAGAAGGAAAACAUGGGGCUGGUGACCCAUCUGCAGUACCCUGUGCCCCUGGAGGAGGAGGAUGCAGGUGACGACCCUGAGGAGGACACAGAGAGCAUCAUGUCUCCUCCCGAGCUGCCCCCGAGGAACAUCCCUCUGUCUGCUGGGGCCUGUGAGGCCAAGGACGCAUCUCCUUCAAUCGAUAACCCCCGAGCACCAGAGAUCAGCCGGCCAAGCCUCGCAGAAACUCUGCUUCAGCGACUGCAGAACCUGGACACCAGCGGGCUUCCAGAAGAGCAUCUUAAAGCCAUCCAAGAUUAUUUAAGUACUCAGCUCACCCUGGACUCUGAAUUUGUGAAGACAGGGUCCAGCAAUCUUCCCCACCUGAAGAAACUGACUACACAGCUCUGCAGGGAGCUCUACGGGGAAGUCGUCCGGACCCUCCCGUCCCUGGAGUCUCUGCAGAGGUUGUUUGACCAGCAGCUCUCCCCUGGCCUCCGUCCACGUCCUCAGGUGCCCUGUGAGGCCAAUCCCAUCAACAUGGUGUCCAAGCUGAGCCAGCUGACGAGUCUGCUGUCCUCCAUCGAAGAUAAGGUGAAGGCCUUGCUGCACGAGGGUCCCGACUCCUCCCACCGGCGUUCCCUCAUCCCUCCUAUCACCUUUGAGGUGAAGUCAGAGUCUCUGGGGAUCCCUCAGAAAAUGCAGCUCAAAGUCGACGUGGAGUCUGGGAAACUGAUCAUUAAGAAGUCCAAGGAUGGUUCAGAGGACAAGUUCUACAGCCACAAGAAAAUCCUGCAGCUCAUCAAGUCCCAGAAGUUCCUAAACAAGUUAGUGAUUUUGGUAGAAACAGACAAGGAGAAGACCCUACGGAAGGAAUAUGUUUUUGCCGACUCCAAAAAGAGAGAAGGCUUCUGCCAGCUGCUGCAGCAGAUGAAGAACAGGCACUCGGAGCAGCCGGAGCCCGACAUGAUCACCAUCUUCAUUGGCACCUGGAAUAUGGGUAACGCCCCCCCUCCCAAGAAGAUCACGUCCUGGUUUCUCUCCAAGGGGCAGGGAAAGACGCGGGACGACUCUGCCGACUACAUCCCCCAUGACAUUUAUGUGAUCGGCACCCAGGAGGACCCCCUGGGUGAGAAGGAGUGGCUGGAGAUCCUCAAACACUCCCUGCAAGAAAUCACCAGCAUCACUUUUAAAACAGUGAGCAGCUGGCCAACCCCGGGUGGGGCUCCGGGACAGGGGCUUUGCUCGGGGAGAGCGUCUCAGAAUGACCUGGAGGGGAACAAAGGAGCUGUGGGGGUGUCCUUCAUGUUCAAUGGAACCUCCUUGGGGUUUGUUAACAGCCACUUGACUUCCGGAAGCGAAAAGAAACUCAGGAGAAACCAAAACUACAUGAACAUUCUCCGGUUCCUGGCCCUGGGAGACAAGAAGCUGAGUCCCUUUAACAUCACUCACCGCUUCACGCACCUCUUCUGGCUCGGGGAUCUCAAUUACCGCGUGGAGCUGCCCACCUGGGAGGCUGAAACUAUCAUCCAGAAAAUCAAGCAGCAGCAGUACGCAGAUCUGCUGUCCCACGACCAGCUGCUCACAGAGAGGAGGGAGCAGAAGGUUUUCUUGCACUUCGAGGAGGAAGAAAUCACGUUUGCGCCGACCUACCGUUUUGAAAGACUGACUCGGGACAAGUACGCCUACACUAAGCAGAAAGCAACGGGGAUGAAGUACAACUUGCCGUCCUGGUGUGACCGAGUCCUCUGGAAGUCUUACCCCCUGGUGCACGUGGUGUGUCAGUCCUACGGAAGCACUACUGACAUCAUGACAAGUGACCACAGCCCUGUCUUUGCCACAUUUGAGGCCGGGGUGACUUCCCAGUUUGUCUCAAAGAAUGGCCCUGGGACCACUGACAGCCAAGGGCAGAUCGAGUUCCUCAGGUGCAACGCCACACUGAAGACCAAGUCCCAGACCAAGUUCUACCUGGAGUUCCACUCAAGCUGCCUGGAGAGUUUUGUCAAGAGUCAGGAAGGAGAAAAUGAAGAAGGAAGCGAGGGGGAGCUGGUGGUUAAGUUUGAGGAGACCCUUCCAAAGCUGAAGCCCAUUAUCUCUGACCCUGAGUACCUGCUGGACCAGCACAUCCUAAUUAGCAUUAAAUCCUCUGACAGCGACGAAUCCUACGGUGAGGGCUGCAUUGCCCUCCGGCUAGAGGCCACAGAGACCCCGCUGCCCAUCUACACACUGCUGACCCACCACGGAGAGAUGACCGGCCACUUCCGGGGGGAGAUCAAGCUGCAGACCUCCCAGGGAAAAAUGAGAGAGAAGCUAUAUGACUUUGUGAAGACAGAGCGGGAUGAGUCCAGCGCCCCCAAGUCUUUGAAGAGCCUCACGAGCCACGACCCCAUGAAGCAGUGGGAACCUGCUGGCAGGGUCCCUCUGUGCAGUGGCUCCAGCAUCACAGAAAUAAUCAACCCAAACUACAUGGGGGUGGGGCCCUUUGGGCAGCCGAUGCCCAUGAAGCAGACUCUGUCCCCAGAUCAGCAGCCCACACCCUGGAGCUAUGACCAGCCACCCAAGGACUCCUCCCUGGGUCUGGGAAAGGGAGAGAGUCCUCCAACACCUCCCUGCCAGCCACCCCUAUCACCUAAGAAGUUUUCAUCCUCAACAGCAAACCGGGGUCCCUGUCUCAGGACCCAAGAAUCAAGGCCAGGUGACCUGGGGAAGGGGGCGGAAGCGCUGGAGGACCUGCCGCUGAGCAAGCCGGAGAUGUUUGAGAACCCACUGUAUGGGUCCGUGAGCUCCUUCCCCAAGCCAGCUCCCAGGAAGGAGCAGGAAUCGCCCAAAACGCUGCGGAAGGAGCCCCCGCCCUGCCCGGAGCCGGGGAUCUUGACGCCUGGCAUCACGCUCAUCAAAGCCCAGGAGGCUGACCGCAGCGAGGGGACCGGCAAGCAGGUCCCCGCCCCUCGGUUGCGCUCCUUCACCUGCUCGUCCUCCGCAGCGGAGGGCAGGGCGGCUGCCGGGGACAAGAGCCAAGGGAAGCCCAAGGCCUCGGCGAGCUCCCUGGCCCCCGUGCCUGCCAAGAGACCCAUCAAGCCUUCCAGGUCGGACAUGAGCCCGCAGACACUGCCGGCCCCCUCGCCACGGCCACCCCUGCCCAGCAAAAGCCCGGCAGUCCUUCACCUGCAGCACUCCAAGGGCCGCGACUACCGCGACAGCAGUGAGCUCCCGCACCAUGGCAAGCACCGCCCAGAGGAGGGGUCGCUCAGCAGGACAGCUGCACAGUGAAGCCCUUGGAGAGCUGCUGGCAAAUCCGGAGCCCAGAGGAACAGCACGAAGCCCCUUGGACCUUCUCUCGGGCCCUCCUGUGGAGUCCUCCCACUAGCUUCCCAUGAAAGGUUUCAUGUUUUUCAGAAAAGGGCCUGGCUUCCCUGUCGCCCAGAUGUGGACUGUCUGCAAAACUUGGCGCGCAGUGCAGAGGUCAGAAGGAAUUACGUGUACCCGACAGGCAACAACCAACCUGGUCCCUAGUUUGACCUUGGUACUUGGGACUCCACUGCCUUGUUCAGGUCAGCAUUUUGAAGAAAUGAACUGAAGCACCGCUUUGAAGGUGGAGACAUAAAUAAUAGUAAUAAUAAUAAUAAUAAUGGGCACGUGAAGCGAGCACUCACUGUGCCUGGUGCCGUCCUAAGUGCUUUAUGAACAUUAUGUGAAGACAGCCUCGAGAGCGGGGUCUCCAGACAACUAAAACCACACACCCAAACCCACCAGUUCAAAGUGGCCUGUGUCCUGUGGGGGUUGGACAAAGCAUUAAGAAGGCCAGUGCCCUCCUGGAGCCUUGGCCUUAAGGAGCUGAAGCAGCUGAGGGGCUAAUUUAGGGUACAAAGAGCCUGCCUCUCUAGCUUCAGUGAUGCCCGCUGCUUUAAACCCUAGAGGAUGGGGGUUGGGGAUGGCUUUGGCUUAGCCGAGCAGAGGGCAGGGAUCUACCCGGCUUCUUGGUUCCUCAGUCGGAAGGGGCCUGCUGUCUAGCGGAGACAUCUGGCUUCAGCCUGGGCUAGAGAAGCCGAGGCCUGUGCCAGGUUCCUCAUGUCCUCAAAGUGGGCAGCCAGCCAGCUGAGCUGAGCCCCUCAACACUUAUCCCAUUGUGCUAGUGGAAGAGUCUCAGCUGUGGCUCCCAAGUCCCCUCCUUGACUGAGCCCCCUGCCUGGCCACCUCGGAGGGCAGGCCUUGCAGUUUAGACUCUCAGCAUAGCACACGCGUGCCUUUUUCAUCCCAGCUCUGUGGCUUUCAGCUGCUUCCUUGGUUACUAGAAUAGAUCAGUGACGUCUUUCCUUGUGUUGCAUUUUGACGUGACAGAAUUAACAUAGGAAACCCAAUCCAGAGGUGUGAUGAACACAGGAGAAGGGAUACGAGCCCCACAUUCCCACAGGUGUAGUCUGUGUGACCAAUAAAUCGA
Messenger RNA from Otolemur garnettii (small-eared galago), 4830 nucleotides. It is a transcript of the gene INPP5D, whose product is annotated as inositol polyphosphate-5-phosphatase D. The record is from RefSeq and is a predicted model, not a curated record. NCBI's taxonomy places the organism in Eukaryota, Metazoa, Chordata, Mammalia, Primates, Galagidae. Gene Ontology annotation, molecular function: phosphatase activity. Gene Ontology annotation, biological process: phosphatidylinositol dephosphorylation. The coding region runs from base 156 to 3662 and encodes 1168 amino acids. The transcript is spliced from 27 exons.